Molecule: messenger RNA, 10511 nt
Organism: Cinara cedri
Lineage: Eukaryota; Metazoa; Arthropoda; Insecta; Hemiptera; Aphididae
Source: the annotation of a GenBank genome assembly
AUGGAGUUACGAAACGACCGUGGUGGUAUUUUGGCAAUGAGUUGCACGGAAAUCAAAGACAACCGCAUGUUCGAUCUUUUGCAGGCUGACGACGAUUCGGAUUUAUUGAAGCCGGUUUUGAUUAAGGUGAGUUUUAAAUAUAACCUAUCAGGUCAGAAGAUCGGAUUUUUGUAUUCAUGGUUUUUUUCUGUUUAUUAGUUUCAUCUUAGAUACGAAUUCGUUGGUAGCAUAUUUAUCAUUAUAAUAUUAUGCAUUAUAUAUCGUAUAUAUAUAUAUAUGAUAGCCGCGCGUAUGGUAUCGUUGCAUUAUUUUCGAGUUUUAAAAUUAUAACAUAAUAGGUGAAUGCAUAUUAUUUUCUUAUUUCAAGAAAAUAAUUACACAUUACUAAUUUAAAUUUUAAAUUUGUGUACAGUUUUGUUUAUUAUGAUAGUAUAAUUAAUUUCAUGAACAUGUAACUACUACGUACAUAUCUAUUAUCAUGAUUGAACAGAUAACCGCCCGUAGAAAUGCACCCAUUAUGGAGUCGCACUAGAGCCGUUUGCAUCAAUGAAUCAAUGUUAACAAUUCUAGCGCUCCAUAGCGGCUGCAUCUUACGGGUAAUAGCCAAUUAUUAACACUUCGUGGUUUGAUCGGACAAUUUCAUUGUGAUGUCAUACAACAGAUGUGUUGUAAAUAUUUUUACUGGAUUGAAUAAAUCAAUCAUUUUAAUAUUAUUGUACAGCAAAUGGUCAAUUCCAAAAAAAUUCAAAUUACAUUUUUUCACAUCAUUCAAUCGAAAGAAAAAAAAAUACGCGUCGAUUGUUAUCAUAACAAUAACAUUUAAAUAUAUGUUUUCUUCCAUGAAAUCGGUGAUUAUUGAUACGCAAUUGUCGUAACUCCGAUAAACAAAUAAAAUAAUAUCUACAGAAACCAGCGUAUCUCCAUAUUAUCAGUUACAACCACAGAUAUAUAAAAGAACUAGAUAGCCGCCUAUGGUAUUAUUACUGUCACCAACAAAAUGGCCACCGUCUUUAUCUAAGUGGUGAAUGUUUAUGUUUUAAAUGAUGUUGUAACUGAUAAUGCGGGGUAUUGUAUAUAUGUUGUCAACAUCAUUGAUAGUCGCAAUAGUCGUAACUCCGAGAAGUCUAAAAGAGAAUUGGUCGAAUCUUCAAAAAUGUAUCUAUUAUAGAAAAAACAGACGUAAGUCAAAAAACAAAAAAUGUUAUUUAUUGCAUAAACUUGAUUAUAUUACAGCUAAAAUAUCAACAACUAAUGAAGUAAUAGGUACUAACAAAUAUUUGUUUAGUUAAAUUAGUUAACUUGAAUGAAUGAGAAAUGUUUUCUUUAAUUGUAAAAUUUGGUAUUUUGAAGUUACGCCGUUUGCUAAAUAGGCUAACGAUAUGUUUGUUCGGUUAUCUCUAUCUUAGUUUGAGAAUAGAAAUAAUAUUAGUACGAUUUCUGUUUACCUAACUAAAAUUUGUCUAAUGGAAUUUGUCAAUUUAGUUUUUUAGAUAAGGUAGGUAUAAUGGAAACUUAAUUAAAACAAUUAUAGGUAGGUAUUUCAUAUUUUAUGAUUUUUAAUACACCUAUACGAGUAUUGUAUGCGCAUAAACGUCCGAUUCCUUGUAAUUAUUUACAUUAUAUAUUAUAUAUACAUAUAUAUCUAUUUUUUAAAUAGGGUGAUCAAUUUACUAUAAAUUUGCAAUUUUUUAAGAUGGAUUUUAAGUGAAUUUUAUGUCUGUUGUCAAUCGUUACAGAAAUGAUUUACUAUUUAAAAUUAGUUUAACACAAUUUUCAAGUUUUUAGCCUUUUUCUAACACCUUAAAAUAAUAUACGUUUGUGUUUUUCAAGUAGAAACUCACUCUCAUUUUAACCACAAAAUCGAACAGAGCAUAUUUUUCUAUACAUUUCGAUAUUAUGCAUAACACUUAUAUCAAAUUCACCGUAUAUGGGUUAUUCAAAUUUAAAGUGAAGGAAAGUUAUUAAUGCAUUAUCUAAAAAUAUAUAUGAAUUUAUUAGAACAUACGAUCACUCUGUAUGUAAAAAAAGCGGUGGUAACUUACACGGAAUAACGAUUUCUCACAGAACGUGUCUAGACAUCAUGUCGAAUCGUCCGGCUCGGCCAAACACACAUUUUGGAAAGCCAACGCUAAACGGACGGCUGUCCGAGGGAACCUGCAAGCGCCAGUUCACGUUUACGAUUUCAUCGUCACCCUUUAUUAUUGGAGUACGUCAGAACACUACACUCUGCCCGGAUCGAAAUGCUCAAAGGUAUCUGUAAUACGCCAUUACAAGUAGGUAGGUACUGUAUAAUUCAAAUGUUCGUACGCUGCAAUCUGGGAUUUUUUUUAAUUGACAUUUUUUUUUUUUUUUAAAUACUUUUGUCUGUCGGCCGUUUAAAACUACCGGUCAGUUAUUAUUAUUAUAUAAUGUCGGUAAUUUAGUCGGUUUUUACGUUAGGUUCAAAUCGCGGAGCUGGCCGGCGUGGGUCGGGACAGUAUGAAACCGUUAAAACAUCAAAUCCAAGCGAAUCGCGCGGCGAUGGAGUUGAGCCAACUAUUAGAACACAUCGUAAAAGUAAACGCCAAAGACGACAAACGCAACUCGAUAAAACAUAUGAAAAGUUCGUCCACAUUGACGAUGUUGAAAUAUUUUCAUGAUUCUCUUUUGAAACAAUACACCACGCUUAGGUGAGUUAAAAAUAUACAUAUACAAGUAUAUGUAUAAAUCCAAAAAUCGAUUAUUUUUUAUCGUGUAUCGUAAAAAAUAUUUGUAAAAAUAACUGGAGUGCACACUAUAAUAUAUUAUUAUGCAGAUAGGCAGGUAUUAUAGAUACCAAAAAAUAAAUAAAAAAAUCAAUAAACUCGCAGUCGUUUUGAAGUUUAAUUCUCCGUGUCAUUUUAUAGUUUUAUACGCUGUUGUAUAAAUUUCUUAUUUAAACUUUGUUCGAUUUUUUUUUUUACAUCAAUGACGUGUUCCAAUGGUUUUAUUUUUAGAAACUUUUUUUAUUUACGACACGGUAUAGAUAUCUUAUUACGACGGGUGGAGCGAAAAAUAUUAGCAAUUUCAUAUAAAUCGUUUAUUCGAAUGCAUUAUAUUAUUAUUACUACGAUUUACGAGUAGGCACUAUGUUUAUCGAAUCUUUCAUAACAAAUGAAAAAAUACGGACAAAUAUAGAUUUAUCAAAAAAAAAAAAAAAAUUCUUUAGUAUUGCCACUGGCCGUAACUAUUUUUUAAUCAAUGUGUUUUCCCCCCGUAGGGUCAUAUGCCACAUUAGACCCGAGUUGGAGCUUUUGAACACAAAUAUAUCAGUUUUAGAGUUUGGCAAAUCUUUACGCAGAUUAUCGACUAGUACAGUAGACGUGCCCGUUUCGAGUCCAGAAUCGAUGCAAUUAUAUGCAAGUUUUGUUAAUAUUUAAAUUCGCAAAUUUAUUGUAAAUGAAAUAUGCGUGUGAUAUAUUCUGUGUUAUAGAUACAAACGGAACAUUUGGCGCACGAACUGCAUUUAUGCGGACGUAUGCAAGGUCAAAGAAGUAUGGGCACCAUGACUGCCAAGCGAUACGAACGUCUGAGAAAUAGUGUCUUGAAUUUUUUGAAAUCCGAGACAGACGAUAUAGUUUUGGCUAAAAGAAAUUUCGUGGACAUUUUUACUCUUUUGUCCGUGCUCAGAGAAUACCACGACAAAAUAACGUAUAUUGACUUAAAAUAUAAUUUUUAGUUUUAUUACAAACAUCAUUACGACGCUGAUCGGUAUUAUUGGUUUUAUAGAAAUGAAGAAAACAACGAAAAAACUCGCAACACCCUUAAAUUCGGUAAAAUUGUACAUGAUUACACUUAUUUAUAGCAUUACGAGUAUGUGUGAUUAUGAGUUGUGCCUAUUCGGCGUGUGAAAUUUAUUUACUUAUUUAAUACAGUGGCGUCGAUCUUACUCAAAACAAAUGGGGUAAUUUCCUCGGAAUAUUUUCUCAACGGUUGUGGCGGUUGUAGAGGGUUAUUAGUGGUCUGUCUGAUGAUAUUUUAAGUCGUCUGUGUCUAUUUUUUUUUUAAAAAAAACUAGUAAAAUUAAAAGUUAUCAAAAAAAGUAACUUAUAACGCUGAUAAACAAGUUAUCGCUCAGCUUUGAAUUUAGUCUUUAGUUUUUGGUCGGUAUCUUUCAGCAUUUAUAGAAUGGAAAGAUAGUUUUAUUAAAGAAUUUUCGGUUUUGGUGUUUCGGACACACAUACCUAUAGUCGAAAAUUCGACAUUUUUUUUGAGGUACGCGGAUGGGUAGGUGGUAUGUUAUCUGUAUUUCCUCCGCAGAACAUCAAAUACAGAUCAGCGCUACACGAGUACUUACCUAUACGUCUUAUGAGUAGGUACAUCGUUUUCACCUCGUCGUUUGUCCAUUUAGUAUCAGAGUUAAUAUAUUCUAUAAAAUUCUUCAAGUAUAUAAGUAUGCGCGUUGCGUGAAAAAAAAGGUUUAUUUUAACUCGUUGUUACAGUUUAUGCGGAGAUGUAUUUUCUAUGGCUAACAUGUACGCAUAUUAUAUUGUGAUAUCGGUACGAGUUCGUCAUAAUAUUAGUAUUAUUAAAGUGUACGGCGUACAGUAAGCUAUAGAAUGUCAUCGUCAUUAAUUCAUUUUAUUCCGAGUAAGUAAAAUCUAAACUUUUUAACGAAGGAUUAGUUUAUACAUAUAUAACGAGAGGGAACGAAGGAACUUUGUUUCCCUUACUAUGGAAAUCUUUAUUUAUAUAUUAUAGUACACUUUAUAUUAAGAGUAGGUACCUGUGUACAAUUUUUAUAAACUCGGGAUAAACUGAUUUACCAGUAUUUUUUUCUUCUUUCUUUCUUAUUUUUUAGGACAUUUUAAAAACUUUUAUUCGUAAUUUCAUAAUGCAGGUAUUCUAAAACGUGGAUUGAAUAAAUAUUAUAGGGAUUUACUUUUUCUCUGAACUACGACGCGUUUUUAAUGCGAGGUUUAUUUAAUCAGCAUGUAUAUUAUUGGAUAUUAAAAAUAACCUUAAAAAUUAAAAAUUGUAUCGUAAAUGAAUUCCAAGAAAAAUCAACCUUAUUUUUAAUCAUAAUUAUUGAAUUGAAAUUCAUGAUCUGUAUUUUUUUUUUCUGAAAAUACGUAACAUAAAUGAAUCAACGAGACUCGAUUUGUUAUUUUUUUAUACCAUUGGUAAUUGUUUAUCUUGCUGCUUAGACAGUAAUAAUAUUAUUUUUUUUUUAUACUAUUACUCAUUCAAUUUGAAUAAUCUCGACCUUGACCUGAAAUAUCGGUAUUCAAAUUUCUCCGUCUACGUUGAUGAUGUGUAUGUGUGUACACGGAAUUGAAAUAAAUUUGACAUUUUAAACUUGAAUAUGCAGUUUGAUCGUGAAAACCAAACGAUUUAAAUCGGUAUAGGUCACGUGUUCUUAUUGAGAUAAUAUUUGCAGUUUUAUACUCUCUGUCAAUAUUUUGUCAAAAACACCUAAAAUUUGACAUAAAUUGAGGCGUUUCCUGUGAUUCUGUUUUAAAUAUGUUAAAAUGAGUGUGUUUAUAAAUAAAUCUACUUUGCACAGUUCAAAACAUAAUUUUCAUAUUAACAUUUUUUUACUCAAUUUUUUACCGUUGAAAAUUGAUUAAUGUACCCAAAUUUCAAACGAUUUACUCUCGUAAAUAAUGCAAUAAAAUUUAAAAUGUGCUACAACUAAAUAAAAGUAAACUUGUUUAUGAAUUCAAACGUGUUUUCGUUUUAGAUUCUGAGUGGUGCGAAGAAGCUCAAAGUUUUACAAAGAUGUUUAUUGUUAUUUUUUUUUAUCCGUGAACAACUUUUCUAUCGGAAGACUAGCUUAGAUUUUUAAGUGUAGCACCUUUUUUGAAAGGAAAUCGGUGUGAAUAGGUACUUUAAGGAGGUAAUUUUUUGAUUAUCUUAAGAGUAUUCUCAUCAAAUGCGAAAAACUGAAUAAAAAAGAGAACACGUACGAAAUAUAUUACUUAAAUAUUACGAUAUUUUUCCUGUGUACGACUUAUCUACCAGAAAUUAUGCUCCAACUUAUGAUGAUAGCAAUAUUUCUAAAAGAAAAUUUAAAUAGAAAGUUAUUUUAGGGAGGCCAUUUUUUGAUUUUCUCAGGAGUUUUCUCAUUAAAUUUAAAAAAACUGAAGUAUAAAUACGAAGGAAAAAUAUAGAAUAACUAGGAAAAUCGAUAAAACAUUUAAACUAAUAUUAUUAAAGAAAAUAUAUAAAACCUAUUUAAUUAUUUUACUUUAGUAUAUAUUGUUGAUAAAGCAUCACUAUCAACUGAACUGUGCUCAGACAGGGGUUUAUCGUUGCUUACAGAUAUAAAUUAAAUCACCUAUAACAGUGGCUGCACCCAUCUCUAUUAUCUUAAGACGUCUUUUUUAAAUUGUAGUAUCUAUAUGAACAGGUGUUCAUUAUAUGACUACUUAUGUAUACAUAAAUUCAAAUUUCUUUACUCUUUCAGUCGAAAAAAUCUAAACGCACGGUACACAUUUUAUCGUUUAAAACGAAACCUACUCGUAUAUCCAAACUACUAUGUAUAGGUAUUAUGAAGAAAGUUAGGUUAGUGGGUAUUGGAUAGGUAAAUAAAUUAAUAAUAAUAUAGCCUGCCCAUAGGGCUGCACCUAGUUAUUUGAUUUCAAUAAUAAUUUUCGAGCAGAUUGAAUUAUAAAUUAAUUACAGAAAUAAAUAAAUUAAAAAGUGAUAGUUUUCGUUCGACCUGUGAAGUAUCCGCACAAUAGGACAUAAUUUCCAAUUUAUACGUUUCCCUCCUCGGCUAUACUAUUAGAACAUAUCAUUAUAUUAUAACAGUUAAACACUCCGUGAUAGCAUUUCCGUUUGGUGUGCGUGUUUGCGUGUUCAAUCGGUAUGCACACGUAUUAUAAAAUAUAAUGAUAUUAUUGAUUUUCUAGCGCCUUUCCUCUUGAAAAGUUUAUUGGUGGACAAGAAUGCGGUCAAACAAACGGUAAAUAUUACGAACGUCGACACGGAACGCUGUUAUUAAAAGCUGAUUAAUAUUAUCAUUGUUAUUAUAUGCGCAGACGGAAAAGGUCCAACAGGCGGUAAAUCAAACGCUGCCGGUGUCGACGACCGGACCGGAAUAUUGGGAAGCAUUUGUCGCGGAAAAUCCGUCGGAUUUCUUCGAAUACGAACAAAUGUGUGCCGAGAUUCGCGACGCGCAAAGGUUAAUUAAAAAACAAAACAAAACCGAGACCCGAAAACAAAUAAAACAAUCGCGAGACGGUACCAUGGCGUAAACUCGAUUGCGGUAUAAUUUUGAUAACCUCCCAGUCCCUCAUCACCUGUAUAUAUAUAUAUAUGUACUACGGGUUUCACCGUUUCAAAAACUUACUCACAAAUAUAUAUAAACCGGCGUCGAAAGUUUUUCAAUUUGUGAAAUUGAAUCCCCGCGGGAAAGAUGCAGACGCAAUAUAAAAAUAAUUAUUAUCAUUACCUUAAAAACGAAAACGCGCGCAUCGUUUUUCCGAACAGCGGAUAUACACGCCGCCAGUGGCGUGGCUAAGGGAUUUUCGAUACGCGCAGUAGGCGUCACGGUCGAAAUUACAGGGCGAACGGGUGCAGGUUGGUAUGGAGAACAUCAACGCUAGGCAUGCGGUAUAAACGGAUUAAUGGUGUUUACCCGAUAGUGAACCGUACCGAAUAUUAAGUAGAUAAACGUAAGUAAAGGGACUUUUCGAUGAAAGACCCAUAAAGAUGGCCUGUUACCAACUAUUGAAUCGGACCAAUCUGUAUACUAUCUAACAACGCAUUUUAGCCAGGCCAUUGCCAUUAAAACCGGCAAUACACAAUUUGGUGUCCAAAUCUGUUCACACCACUAUAGGCGCGUGGUGAAUAAUUAGGCUGAGGCAUUUUUGAGACCACGAGUGUAUCAAGCAUCGUUACUUAUGUAGGUACUUAUAAUUGUUUUCCUUGAACUUGAAUGCAUUUGUCCAAGUUGAUAGCUAACAAAAGUAAAAUAAUAUAGGGGAGAGCACUUUAUGUAGGGGUGAGGUGGGUGCUCAAAUAUAAUACCUAUUAUAUUGUGCAUACAUGUUCAAUACGCCAUUGCUCGUCGGCCACGAAGAUUCACCACAAAUUAUUAUUAGGAAACGACUUUGUAAAAAUAUUUUAUGUAAAGUCCUACCCCGGAGUACUUGCAGCAGUAUUUUAUAUCUAGCCGUUUAUUUUCGGUCAAAAAGCUCGCGCCGCAAGCGAUUUUUAUCGACGGCAGUAACUGCACAUUCGCGAUACAAGCGAAGAUAGUUUUUUAUUUUUUUUUUUUUUUUAAAUUUACAUAAUCUCGUUAUAUUGUAAAUCCCGUAUAUUUUACGAGUAUAGGUUCGGAGUUUUUUUUUUUUAUUUUUAUUUGUUUUUCAUUUACCCACAGUCGCCGUCAUCCAUAUUAUAUAGAAACUGCAGGAUUCAGGAUUGAUAGAGAAAAAAAAAAUACACCAUCGUUUUCCGUUCGCGAUAAUUCCCCGACUUCGGAUACGUGUUCGCGAAUAUGUAUUUUUAAUACGUACACUACUUAUUAUCUAACGUAUAAACAAUUAUCUAUAUUAUAAAUUGUCCGGUCAUCGUACUGGUAAACGAAUUUGUUGUAACGGUUAUGCAACGACGUUGCAUAAUGUUUUGAUAAUAAUAUUAUCGUAACUAUUAUAGUUACGGAAUGAAUUCUCGUAUUAUUUCGCGCCGAACAGUACCCCAGUGCACACCAACAUAAAUUCUAACCGCGAUGUGCGCGUGAUAUGCAUUUCUAUUUUAACCAUAUUCUAGGUCGAUAUCGGGAAUAAUCAUGUUUGAAUUUUUUUUUUUUUUAAAUCUAUAUAUCAUUAUAUUACGAACGCGGAACUAUUUAAAAUACGCGGAUUUAAAUUAACGAGCACGAUGUAUGGAUGCACGCUGUUCGAAAUAUUCCAUUUUUAUAUUUGUGUAAUAAUUAAUACAUUUCCGGGAGAUUAUGAACAGUACUUAACCUAUACUUACUUUUAAAUUCGUAUCGAGUACAGUUGUUUGUUAUAUAACAUCAGCAACGUGGAAUGUAAUAUCGGAUUUACUAUGACGCGGGCGAUUUUCUUUUAAUUUUGUAUGGACAACCGAUCCAUUAGGAUCGGUUGUUAAGGCUAUUAAGCCCUAACCAGAAAUUUUGCUACGAUCAAGACAAGAGAUCUGUUUUGUAGAAUUUGAGAUCUAGUUGCUCAUUGUGGAGGUUAUUUUUUGAUUUUCCUUUUAGUAUUUUUAUUAAAGCUGUAGAAAACCGAGAAAAAGAAGAAAAAACAAAAAAGUUUACAAAAAAAAUUGUUUUAGAUUCUAAGCGGAGCAAAGAAGCUUAGGUUUUUAAAGAUGUUUAUUAUUAUUAUUUUUCUUAUCUGUAGAUAACUUUUUUACUAAAAUUCUUGCUCCGAUUUUUGAGUGUGGUACCUUUUCUGAAAAGAAAUCGAUGUGGGGAGGAACUUUAAGGAGGUAAUUUUUCGAUUUUCCUAAGAGUUCUCCCAGAACAUGUGAAAAACCGAUUAAAACAUGGGAAAAUCAGAAAAAGAUUUAGGAAAAAUGAAAAAAUCGGACAGUAUUAAACAAAUAUUAUUAAAGUAAAUAUAUAAUGUCUAUUUAAUUAUUUUACUAUAAUGUGACAUAAUAUAAAUUGUUGACAAAGCAUCACUGUCAACUGAACUCUGCUCAGAAUCGUUUUUUCAUUACCAAUGGUUUAUCGUUGCUUACAGACAUAUUUUUAAUUAUCUAUAACAGUGGCUGCGUCCAUUUUCAUUAUCCUAGGCAUUUUCAGUAAUAUAUUUCUUAUAUUUUUUAGUUCUUUUUUUUGGGUUUUCAAAUUUAAUGAGAAAACCCCCGAGAAGAUCGAAAAAUGACUUGAAUCUGAACAAGUCUUUUGGUAAAAAAAAUGGGUACAGAUAAAAAAAAAAAUAAACAUCUUUGUAAAACAAUAAACUUCUUCGCUCCACUCAGAAUCUAAAAUAUGUUUACCCGAACUUUGCUCGUAUUUUUUCGUGAGCAAUGAUUUAUCGUUAUUGAAAAAAAAAUUAGUUUCCUGGUGAUUGCGCCAAGGAAUUUAAUUAUUGUAAUAAUGUUACCUACCCAUGUAUAAUAAUCUGCAAACAUCAUUGUACACGUGUCACGUAUUUUUUUUUUUUUUUAGAUUGUUCGAAAUCGAUUCGAAAGAAAUAUUGAAGUAUCAAGAAAAUGUAUUACAAUUGAGAGAUAAGAUGGACAAAUUUCGAAGUAAACUAUGAUAAUUAUUUCACACCCGGUAUAAUAUGAUUCAAAACUAAUUACUAAUUAUUAUUGUUACCGUGUGUAACCCCUAAGGGCUACGUUAUCUUAGCGGAAUCGAAGAAUACGAGGCAAGUACAGGCAAUGUAAUUGUUCCGGACAAAGAGAAGCUCAUGUUCCAAAAUAUAAAACGAGCCGACGCAGAAUUGACAAAAGUCAACGAGAAUUUCGUUCAGAAGCUUAACCAUUUGAAUCGAAUUUCGGCCGAACAUAUCAAAAUGAACAUGGAUAUACACUCGCGGUUUACGGUACAAUGUUUUUAA